AUGGGUUUGAAGCCGUAUUUGGGCCUCCGCGGCAAUACUCUGCUCAGAGCUGCUGUGAUGCUGGUCGUGUGUCCGACCUUUACCUGCUAUGGAUACAAUAUGAGUGUUGCUGGUGGUCUAUUGACCCUUGACGCGUUUAACAACCAGUUCCCGCGGAUGGACACAAUCCACACUACGGGAGCUCUGGAGCAGGAAAACUCAACAAUUCAAGGCACGGUUAUUGCUCUUUACACCGUCGGCGGUAUUUUCGGUGCCCUCUCAUGCGUCUACCUUGGUGAUCUGCUCGGCCGGAAAAAAGUCAUCUUCUUCGCCAACCUUGUCGGUAUCGGCGGAUAUGUGGCCACUGUUCCGGUCUGGCAAUCGGAGAUCUCUCCCGCACACAAGCGAGGAUCUAACGUGGUGACUGAUGGUAUCUUUGUCGGGAUCGGAGUCACUGUGGCCCUUUGGAUUGACCUGGGCUUCUAUUUCGUCAAGAAUAGCUCCGUUUCUUGGCGAUUUCCUUUGGCUUUCCAAGUCCUUCUCUCAGCCAUCGCCAUGAUCUUCAUCACCGUUAUGCCCGAGUCGCCCCGCUGGCUCAUCAAGACCGGACAGCAGGAGAAAGCGCGCCACGUCAUGGCUGCCCUUCAGGACUUGGACCCUUACUGCGAAGAAAUUACACACAGCAUUGCUCAAAUCGAGACCACCCUGGCCGUCUGUGGUUCUUCCUCAUGGAAGGAUAUGUUCACCAACGGCGAGAAACGUCUGUUUCACCGCGCCUACCUCGCCGCCACUGGCCAAAUGUUCCAGCAAAUGUGCGGUGUCAACUUGAUCACCUACUACGCCACCACCAUUUUCCAGCAGUACCUCGGCAUGGAUGCCGUCAAGUCCCGCAUUUUGGCUGCCGCUAUGGGCCUGAUGCAACCCUUUGGAGGAUUCCUCGCUUUCCAGACCAUCGACCGCCUCGGUCGUCGUCCUCUCAUGUUGUACAGCGCUGGGGCUAUGGCCGUCUGCAUGGCCCUGCUCGCUGGCUGCACUUCCGAUUCCGCUGCUGAUAGCACAGGAGCUCUCAUCGUGGCUGUCAUCGCCCUGUACUGUUUCCAAUUUAUCUUCACCGUCGGAUAUUCUGGCUUGACCUUCCUUUACGCUGCGGAGAUGGCGCCGCUUCAAGUACGAGCCGCCGUCAGCGCCGUCUCUACUGCCACCGUGUGGGUCUUCAACUUCCUCCUGGCCGAGGUAACCCCGGUCGGCUUCUCCUCGAUCGGUAGCCGCUAUUACAUUGUUUUCGCGUGCGUCAACGCUUGCAUCGUACCCGCGGUCUACUUCUUCUUCCCAGAGACGAAAGGCUGCUCAUUGGAAGAGAUAGAUGAGAUCUUCAUCCGAUCCAAGAGCAUUUGGGAUCCUCCCAAGGUGGCGCGUCAGAUGGCACUGGAGCGCAGCGUCCAGGUUGGACAGCCUGACUGCGAGAGCAGCGGUGAUCACAACGGCUCCAAUGAUGACGAAUACGUCAAGCAGGAGCUCAAGUCUUAA
This is a messenger RNA of Penicillium maclennaniae, 1506 nucleotides long. Its product is annotated as putative MFS sugar transporter. The coding region runs from base 1 to 1506 and encodes 501 amino acids. Gene Ontology annotation, biological process: carbohydrate transport; transmembrane transport. Gene Ontology annotation, cellular component: membrane. Lineage: Eukaryota; Fungi; Ascomycota; Eurotiomycetes; Eurotiales; Aspergillaceae. Gene Ontology annotation, molecular function: carbohydrate:proton symporter activity. The record is from RefSeq and is a predicted model, not a curated record. The transcript is spliced from 3 exons.